Messenger RNA from Chinchilla lanigera (long-tailed chinchilla), 632 nucleotides. It is a transcript of the gene Myl10, whose product is annotated as myosin, light chain 10, regulatory. The record is from RefSeq and is a predicted model, not a curated record. Lineage: Eukaryota; Metazoa; Chordata; Mammalia; Rodentia; Chinchillidae. The transcript is spliced from 7 exons. Gene Ontology annotation, molecular function: calcium ion binding. The coding region runs from base 19 to 522 and encodes 167 amino acids. Gene Ontology annotation, cellular component: cytoplasm; mitochondrion.
CAGGGAGCACUCCAGACCAUGGCACCCCGGAGAGCCCGGAAGAGAGUGGAAGGCGGGGCCAGCUCUAAUGUCUUCUCCAUGUUCGACCAGUCGCAGAUCCAGGAGUUUAAGGAGGCCUUCACCAUCAUGGACCAGAACCGGGACGGCUUCAUCGACAAAGAGGACCUGAGAGACACCUUUGCUGCACUGGGCCGCAUCAAUGUCAAGAACGAGGAGCUGGAGGCCAUGGUGAAGGAGGCUCCCGGGCCCAUCAACUUUACCGUCUUCCUGACCAUGUUUGGGGAGAAGCUCAAGGGCACGGACCCGGAGGAGACCAUUCUCCACGCCUUCAAGGUGUUCGACACCGAGGGGAAAGGGUUCGUCAAGGCUGACUUCAUAAAGGAGAGGCUCAUGACCCAGGCAGACCGAUUCAGCGAGGAGGAGGUCAAACAGAUGUUUGCAGCUUUCCCACCAGAUGUAUGUGGCAACCUGGACUACAGGAACCUGUGCUACGUCAUCACGCACGGCGAAGAGAAAGACUAGGAGACAAGGGUCUUCCCUGCAUUCAGAGUCAGUGGGGGCUCCUUUAGCCUGUGGGCACUGGGGAGGCUCCCCCUGACCCACAGGUUGGGGUAAAGCAAGAAUAAAUCACG